UCAACUUUCUGCUAUGGUUCAACAGCUUCUUGCCGCUCAGCAGCAACAACAGCAGCAGCAACCUGUGCCUGAGCCUCCUCCUGUGUCAGCCGUUUCUUCCGGGUCCAAGCUUCACUUAUUCUUGCCCUCAAGGUUUGACGGAGAUCACAAGCUGUGUAGAGGCUUUGAGACAGUGUUCCAUGCAUCUAGAACUCAUGGCGAAUCAGUUCCCAACAGAGUGUGCUAAAGUGGCGUUUGUGGUCAGUCUACUGUAAGGUAAAGCCCUGGCUUGGGCUACCCCUCUCUGGGAUAGUAAUGAUCUGAUCUCAUCGAGCCUGCCAGCUUUCCUUGCAGAAUUCCGCAAAGUAUUUGAAGAACCCGAACAAGCCUCCUCUGCCGAGACGGUUCUUCUGACUCUUAGUCAAGGAAACCCCUCUGUGGGCAACUAUGCUGUUCAAUUCCGCACACUGGCUUCUGAACUGGCUUGGAAUGACAAAGCCUUGUGUUCCACCUUCUCCAUUACAAUCAAGGAUGCUCUUUCUGCUUGAGAUCCUCCGACUAACCUGUGCGAACGUAUCCAUUUGGCCACCCGUUUUGACGUGCGUUUUGCAGAGAGGCAGGAAGAACUUCAUUUGGAAAGAGAGCCUGCCCGAACACAGUGAUUACCCUGACUGUCUCCUGUGUUUCAACCUCCACCUCUUCUGUCUUCUUUGCCUCCUGCCGAAGAGGCUAUAAAGGUGGAUCGCUUUCGCCUAACGCAUCAGGAAAGAUCCCGUUGAUGCAAUUAGAAUUUGAGCCUAUAUUGUGCCAGUCCGGGGGACUUUCUCAAAGACUAUUCUAUACAUCCUCCACAUCUGGGACAACGCUUGCUUCUUGGACAAAUAAGAGUGGCGUCCCUAGAUGUGAAUAUUACCUCUCCUAUUUUCUAUUCUAGUUCAGAUCUUUUCUCCUGCCAAGACAUCUUUCAAUGCUUCUGCAUUUUUGGACUCUGGUUCCGCUGGUGACUUCAUUGGUGCCUCCCUGGUCCAGAAACUUCGUCUUCCAGUGAAUCAUCUUGCCAAGCCCUUGUACAUUUCCUCUGAACUGUAAGGUGCUAUACCGCACUGAAUCUCUCAUCAUGCAAGUAGGAGAUUUGCAUAAAGAAAACAUUGGCCCUCAUUUACUAAGAAAAUCGGGUUGUAAGUCUGUUGCUUUCUUACCCGACUGCUUUUUUCCCCUGGUAUUUAUUAUUAUGUCGCAUCCUGUUUGUCGCACGUGGGUUUUGUAGCUUUUGGUUUCCAACUCCUCUGAGCUGUCGGGAAAAAAUCCACAACAAUUCAACAAAUUCGGGUUGGAAACCUUAAUAAAUACGUGGGAAAGCUCAGAAAUGUCGGGUUACGCCCCUUUUUCGGGUUUGGGAGAAUCCACAUCGGGUCCGUCCGGAAAAAAUGUCGCAUAGUGUCGCAGACUGGCGCACGAUGUCUGCGACAUGGCGCAGACAAAGAUGCGCCAAAAAAACCCGACAAAAGAGGUCGGGAUUAGAAUAGUAAAUGAGGGCCAUUGAGUUCUAUGUGCUACCACAUUGUACUUCAGAGCUCCUUCUUGGUCUUCCUUGGCUUCAACGUCAUUCUCCUCAACUAGACUGGAGAUCUGGUGAAAUCACAUGUUGGGGACAGUUUAGCAAAAAUCAUUGUAUUGUGCUGAUCCAGUCUAAAUCUCUUUCCUCUCUUCCUUCUAGGCCUGUUAACAAAAACUUCUGAGCCAACUCUCUUUCCACGUAUUUUGAUGUCACAGGUUUGGACUCCACGCCAAGGCAUAAUAUUCCUCCUGAGCGAUUGAUUCCUUUAGCUCCUGUCUAUCUUCAACAAGUUCCACCUGGAAAAUCUUUUCUGCCUGCUAAACUAAGACUUAAAGUCUUAAAUUGGGGACAGUCUUCUUUGCUACCUGUUCACCCUGGAAAACGGAAGACUAUUCACCUGAUCUCCCGGCAUUACUGUUGGCCGCACCUUGAACGCGAUUUUGCAGAUUCUGUUAAUUCCUGAGCUACCUGUGCCCGUAACAAAACUACUCUACAGAAACCUGCGUACCACUUACAGCCUUUGCCCACUCCUGAAACCCUUUGGACUCACUGUGCUGAGAACUUUAUUACCGAUCUGCCACCUUCCUGUACUCCAGAACCUUCUAAAUUCCAAGAUGAGGGAGAGACCAAAGGGGGGGGGGGGGAGGUAUUGUAAUAUCAGCGCUCCGUCCAGAAAUGCUGGCCGUGAGCACUUUCAUCUCAUGUUCCCACUGUUCUGUGAUUUAAAGGGCCAGUACGCCCUAAUUAGUGCCUUCACCUGUUCCUUCCCUAUAAGUGUGUGCAUCUCCCCCUGCCUUGUGCCAUUGAGAAAGUGUUACUUAGUCUUGCCUUGCCGUGUUUCUGACCCCUUAUUCUGUGAUCUGACCUUGCUCCUGGCCUCCUGCUACAUUCUUGACUACGCACCUGUGCUGCCAGCUCUGACCUUCUGCUAUCCUGAAUACAAGUUGCUGUAAUCCUCCUCUGCCUCGAAUCUCCUCAUCCGCCUGUGUGGUCGAGUCGUGACAGGGGUAGCGACUUGGGUGCCGCCUGCCGCUGCAAGACCAUCCUGCUUCGCGGUAGGCUCUGGUGAAAACCAGCGGCACCUUAGACUCCGCUCCCUGGUACAGCCCGCGUCAUCUGCCACACAGGUCCAGCGGAUCCACUACCUCCUGUGUUCCUGUCUUCUAACCGUGAGUGUUACAAUAUGCAUGUUUUUAUAUGUAAAAUACCUUUAUAUUAUACUUACACUAUUCUCAUUGCUGUUAAACUUUUACUAGAAGCUGGAGGCUUUACUCCUCUCCUCCUCCCACCCUCUUCCUUGUCAGGAGGCCUGCCCAAACACAAAUAUUUACAUUUUCAAAGCUUUGUGCCCAAAAGUGCAUGCUUGCUAUUGGGGAGAUUUAUCAAAACUUGUGUAGAGAAAGAGUGGUGCAGUUGCCCAUGGCAACCAAUCAGAUUGCUUAUUUCAUUUUUAAAGAGACUUGUGAAAAAUGAAAGAAGCAAUCUAAUUGUUCCCAGACCAAAAGGAUGAGUGAUAUCACAAAAUCUACUGAGCAGAAAGACAGGGUAUCACUGUAGCCACAGUAUAAAAUUUUACUCUUAAUUGUUACUGUAUUAACCCCUUAAGGACGCAGCCCUUUUUCCCCUUAAGGACUGAGCCCUUUUUCGCAAUUCUGACCACCGUCACUUUACGAAUUAAUAAACCUAUUCUACUUUAUUUUGGUGGUAAAUUUUCGGCGUUACUUGCAUCCUUUUUUGGUGAAAAAUCCCCAAAUUUCAUGAAAAUUUUGAAAAUUUUAAAUUUUUCUAACUUUGAAGCUCUACUUGUAAGGAAAAUGGAUAUUCACAAUAAAUGUUAUUUUUAUUCACAAAUACAAUAUGUAAACUUUAUGUUGGCAUCAUAAAAUGGACAUAUUUUUGCUUUUUGAAAAAAUUUGAGGGCUUCAAAGGGUUGGGGAGCAUAGUUCUUUGCGCUUACUCUACAGUAUAUCAGUACUUCGUUUUAUCAGUGAACUGCAGAACAAAUCUUUUCACAUUACAGUUGUAGUAUCUGUUGUCACGGACUAAUCUUGUAGAGUGGAAUAAUAUUAAACACAGAGAAUAAGAAGAUUACCUACAUUUCCCAUAAUGCACCAGGAUGACGGGGGAUGCAUGUAAACUCUCACCUUACACUCUAGGAUUAAAAGAGCAUACAGCUGACACAGUACACAUGCUGUACAUGAAUAAUACAGUGGGCAUAACAUUACAGCACAGGACCAGCAAAGUAUCCUCAAGUUUCAGUAUCAUCAGGCACAUCCUUUUUCCAGUCUUGCAUGCGGUUGAGUUUCUGGGUCGCUAGUUCUCAUCUUUGUAAUGCUCAGCUAGAAAAACAUUUGGCAGCUUGGAUUGUCCACAUGCAUUAAGGUUUUGCUGUUAAGAGUCAUACCCACGCGGGAUCAAAAUGGCUCCGCUGCUGCCAGCACAAGAAGCAGCCAAAAUAUAUCACACCAACUAUGUGCGUAACGCACGUGCAAUUGGUGUCUUGUGGGCAGUGUUUACUAUAUGCUUCUCUAUCAUCAUGGUGGAAGUCUUCAUCCAACCUUACUGGAUUGGAGACAGUUUAAACACCCCACAAGCAGGUUAUUUUGGUUUGUUCAGCUAUUGCAUAGGAAAUGCACUGACGUCAGAGCUAAUCUGCAAAGGAAGCGCAUUGGACUUUGAGAGCAUACCAUCAGGAGCCUUCAAAACUGCCAUGUUUUUUAUUGGUGUGUCCAUGUUUCUAGUGGUGGGUUCCAUGCUUAGCUUCAGUCUCUUCUUUUUCUGCAACUCGGCCACAGUGUACAAAGUCUGUGCAUGGAUGCAGUUGGCUUCAGCGGCUGGCUUGAUGAUUGGAUGCCUAAUUUACCCUGAUGGGUGGGACUCAGCAGAAGUGAAGCGUAUGUGUGGAGAUAAGACUGACAAAUAUACACUUGGAGCCUGCACUGUUCGCUGGGCCUACAUCCUAGCAAUAAUAGCUAUAAUGGAUGCUCUCAUUCUUUCCUUUCUCGCCUUUACACUCGGAAACAGGCAGGAUAGUUUGCUGCCUGAGGAUUUCAAGAUUCAGAACAAAGAAGAGGAGAGUGGGUGAAUGGAUGCUCCUUCCACUGAAAGAAUAUCAAUUCUUAUUCUACAAGCAACCCACAUACAUCAAAUUAUGAUAAAAAAAAAAAAGGAAUAUC
Hyla sarda is the source of this 4713-nucleotide messenger RNA. RefSeq names its product LHFPL tetraspan subfamily member 5 (gene LHFPL5). Gene Ontology annotation, biological process: detection of mechanical stimulus involved in sensory perception; sensory perception of sound. The coding region runs from base 3957 to 4622 and encodes 221 amino acids. Gene Ontology annotation, cellular component: plasma membrane. Lineage: Eukaryota; Metazoa; Chordata; Amphibia; Anura; Hylidae. The record is from RefSeq and is a predicted model, not a curated record. The transcript has 4 exons.